This is a messenger RNA of Penicillium daleae, 2016 nucleotides long. RefSeq names its product fungal specific transcription factor domain-containing protein. Gene Ontology annotation, molecular function: DNA-binding transcription factor activity, RNA polymerase II-specific; RNA polymerase II cis-regulatory region sequence-specific DNA binding; zinc ion binding. Gene Ontology annotation, biological process: positive regulation of transcription from RNA polymerase II promoter by galactose; DNA-templated transcription. The transcript has 2 exons. The record is from RefSeq and is a predicted model, not a curated record. Bases 1 to 2016 code for a protein of 671 amino acids. Gene Ontology annotation, cellular component: nucleus. Lineage: Eukaryota; Fungi; Ascomycota; Eurotiomycetes; Eurotiales; Aspergillaceae.
AUGGCUGGUGCGCCCAAGGCCUCAACUCUCACCGAAGCCUCCGAGGAAAUUGCAAGCCUUAAGCGAAAAAUCCAGCAAUUAGAAACAGAACUCAAGCGACAGGCUUCCAACCAUCACAAUCUACCGAGUCCUAUAGGGUCGUCACCGUCACUGUAUUCUGCUCCUGUAUCUACAGGAGGAGCCCCCGAGCCCGGUUUGAAAAGGUACUGUGGUGGAAUUCAGUUUCGACCUACACGUUCCUCUAACGACACCUGGUUCGGGCCCUCAUCCCUUUACGCAUUCAUCCAACGUCUUGGCGACUUUCUCAAUAUUAAACUGCAAAAAGAACACACUAUCCAUCGUUUGCAUCCUGUAUCAGCCAGCGAUCACAAACUACUGAACGAACCAGAACCGGGCCUACAUGGACACAUCAGCCAUUCUUGGGCCCCUCCUGCGGGAGAAGUUCCCACUACGGGGAUUUACCUGAGUCUCAUACAAGAGGAAUAUUUCAUCAAUCUUUUCUGGCAGACCUUCCAUACUUCCCUUUACCCGAUCGUGGAUGAGACACAGUUCAAGAAGCACUAUCAGUCUCUCAUGGUGAAUGGCGGCCAGGACCGGAAGCCUUCGGCCCUAGUCGAUGUUAUAAUCGCCAUUUGCAUGCAAUAUGCGACCUCGGCAAUGCCUUCCGAGACUCAAGGGAUUCUUGUUGAGGGCAAAGACGCUCUAGUUGCGGGUCGAUGGCACUACUGGCGUGGGCAAAAGUUGCUUACGUACGAGCUUGACAGCCCAUCAUUAUCAACCCUUCAAUGCCAUUUGCUCUGUGUAGUCUACACAUGUGGCGGGUCUUUCCACAAUAUGAUGGACAGUAUCAUGGGCCUAGCUGUACGUACUGCUUAUAUGCUUGGUCUACACCUGGAUCCCUCGCCAACCCUGCCCGAAAAAGACCGUGAAUUGCGCAGGCGCCUGUGGUGGGCAGUCUAUCUCCUGGACAGUAAAGCGGGAAUGAAGCUUGGUCGCCCCUUCAUGUUGUCUAGCUCACACGCUAUGCCAUCCCUCCCAAGUGACACCCUUGAGGCUGCUGCGAGUUCUGGAUCCAUGUUUGCCCCUAUCGGACCUAAUGCUACAUGGCUCAGCUAUAAUCUACACACAGUCCAGCUCUACAGAAACGUCCGCACAGCUUAUACAGCUUUCUUUGAUCAGGACAGUCUUCUGCGAGAAGGACAGGUUUUAUGGGCUAACCACGAAGCCCAAAACUCCAGUGCGGAGGUUCUAAGAGCACAUACCCAGAGCCUCUACGAAUGGGUUGAAGGUGUCCCGGAAUCUCUGAAAAUGAAGCGUCAAAACGGUGGCCAACCCCUAUCCACGGAUUUUACCUCCAUUCUACUUGAGCCGUUCACACCACCGUGGCUGCAGCGACAACGCCUGCUCCUCGAACAUACAUAUCAUCACCUCAGCGUGAAUCUCUAUCGACCAUUUAUCUCCUUCAGCUUGAAACCGCCUAUUGAUUCAAUAGCGGAAGAACUCGCCAUGAGAUGCGCUUCUCAUGCAAUAACGUUGACAAUGAUCACGCAUCACGCGCUGACGGAGUCAUCUCUUCUGGACGGGUGGCACGAGGCCUUCUUUUGCCAAUGGAAUGCAGUUAUGACUCUUAUUGGAUAUAUAAUUUUGUUUCCAUCUUCAACAUUAUCUAACCAGGCCAAGCAUGCGAUUGAACUAGCUAUCUCGGUUUUCGAUAACUUUGGUGCCAAGUUUUCAGUCGCAGCAAACGCAGCGCAAAUCACUCGUGAUUUAUCUGCCAAUCUUGAGGUUCUACUAAAGCCCAUCGAGUCUGAGCAAAACUCUGCUAUAUUCCCUGAAGAUUUGGAAGCCAAUUCCCUAUACUCGGCGCCAGUUGACCUGGUCCUACCAUCGCAGGAUCGUUUUGAUGCACCGCUAUUCAACCUGUUUGAUAUGGCCGUCGAUAUCGAUUUCUGGAAUGAUGUUGACACGCUAUUUCCAGAUCUUGAUCAAUCAUUACAAGUCCAAUCGGAAAUAUGA